This is a messenger RNA of Ipomoea nil (Japanese morning glory), 2977 nucleotides long. Its product is annotated as rab GTPase-activating protein 1. The transcript has 18 exons. The record is from RefSeq and is a predicted model, not a curated record. NCBI's taxonomy places the organism in Eukaryota, Viridiplantae, Streptophyta, Magnoliopsida, Solanales, Convolvulaceae. Bases 195 to 2651 code for a protein of 818 amino acids.
GUGACCAUGGCAAGAAAAUGCAAGAAAUGAAUCUAUUAUUGCAUAUUUUUCUUUCUUUUUCUCUGUUUGAGUCCAAAAUCGUUCGCCCAUUUUGAAAAUUCCCAAUUUUUUCUUCAUUUUAGUUGCAGAAAAUCUAGGGGGGGAGGGGAAUUCCAUUAAAAUCUGGGAAUAGUCCGCGAAUUUGUUGCCCGAUAAUGAAGGCGAAAGCGAAUUCAGUAUCAGCAGGAACGGCGGUGGCGGUGCUUAAUCCUCCGCGCAUCUCUGCCGAUCACAAGAGGGAUGCUUAUGGGUUUGCAGUGAGGCCCCAGCAUGUACAAAGAUAUCGUGAAUAUGCUAAUAUCUACAAGGAAGAAGAGGAGGAGAGAUCUGACAGGUGGACAGACUUUCUGGAACGGCAAUCGGAUUUUGCUCAGUUGCCCAUAAAUGGAACAUCUUCAGGCAACACUUGUGAAGAGCUGUCUGAUGAGCCAAUCAAGAAGGAACCAGAUUCUCAUUCUCAGAAUGGUAUUGAAAAUCAAAUGGAGAUAAAAGAGAUACCAACAUCAACUGAGAAAAAAACCCACCAGAUCCAAGUAUGGUCUGAAGUUAGAUCAUCACUUAGAGCCAUUGAGGAUAUGAUGAGCGUGCGUGUUAAAAGGGUAAAUAAAGUCAAAAGUGAGCAAGACUCUGGAAUGGUGGAGCAUUCUUCUACCAUAGAAGAGGCUAAACCCACGAAAGGAGCUCUUGAAGAGGACUCAGAGGAUGAGUUCUAUGAUAUGGAUAGGUCAGAAUCUUUGGACAGAUCAGACUCAGAUUCUCUACAAGAUGUUCCUCUGACUGAGAGUAUUACUCAGGCUGCUUUGUCUCUAGAGUCUUUACCUCCUUGGAAAGAAGAACUGGAGUGCCUUGUUCAAGGAGGAGUGCCAAUGGCUCUCAGGGGAGAGCUUUGGCAAGCCUUUGUUGGUGCAAAGGCUCGUCGAGUGGAGAAAUAUUAUCAAGAUCUGCUUGCUCCAGAAACUAAAUCUGUCAAUAACAUAGAGCUUAAAAGUAAUGUAUCAUUGGAUAAUAAAAGUAGUCUGGAGUCAAGGGCAGACUCUGUAUGUGCUGAGAAAUGGAAAGGUCAGAUUGAAAAGGAUUUGCCCCGAACAUUUCCUGGACAUCCUGCUCUGGAUGAGGAUGGAAGAAAUGCUUUGAGGCGUUUACUUACUGCAUAUGCUCGCCAUAAUCCUUCUGUCGGUUACUGUCAGGCCAUGAAUUUCUUUGCUGCUCUUUUAUUGCUCUUAAUGCCAGAGGAAACUGCGUUUUGGACUUUGGUGGGCAUUUUGGAUGACUAUUUUGAGGGCUAUUACUCGGAAGAGAUGAUAGAGUCUCAGGUUGAUCAACUUGUUCUUGAGGAAUUGGUGCGGGAAAAGUUCCCAAAAUUAGUUAAUCAUCUGGAUUACCUGGGAGUACAGGUAGCAUGGGUCGCAGGACCAUGGUUCCUCUCCAUAUUCAUGAAUAUGCUUCCUUGGGAAAGUGUUCUUAGAGUCUGGGAUGUGCUUCUGUUUGAAGGAAAUCGUGUAAUGUUAUUUCGGACAGCGCUGGCUUUGAUUGAUCUAUAUGGACCUGCAUUGGUGACAACAAAGGAUGCAGGAGAUGCAGUCACUCUGCUGCAAUCACUUGCUGGGUCUACAUUUGAUAGUAGUCAACUUGUUUUGACAGCGUGCAUGGGCUACCAAAAUGUUACUGAAUCCAGAUUACAAGAAUUGAGAAACAAGCAUCGGCCAUCUGUUAAGGCUGCACUCGAAGAGAGAUCUAACGGUUUAAAAGUUUGGAGGGAUUCCCAAGGUCUAGCAUCUAAACUAUACGGUUUUAAUCAAGAUCCUGCAUCUGUGGCUGGAACCAAUAAAACAGAUCAAGCAUUUAAUAGAGACUCCAAUGGUAACAUGGGUCCUUCAUCAGCUAAUGUAGAUGGGCUAUACGAGAGCGUGAACAAGAACAUGGAAACUGAUUCUGGUACAGAUCUUCAAGAACAGGUGGUAUGGCUAAAGGUUGAGAUGUGCAAAUUGCUUGAGGAAAAAAGAUCUGCUGAGCUCAGAGCUGAGGAAUUAGAGACAGCACUAAUGGAGAUGGUCAAGCAGGAUAACCGGCGACAAUUGAGUGCAAAGGUUGAGCAAUUAGAGCAAGACAUUGCAGAGCUCAGGCAGGCUCUUGCUGAUAAACAAGAACAAGAGAAUGCCAUGCUUCAGGUUUUGAUGCGAGUAGAGCAAGAACAAAGGGUAACUGAAGAUGCUCGCAGAUUUGCUGAACAAGAUGCAGCUGCUCAAAGAUAUGCUACACAAGUGCUUCAGGAAAAGUAUGAAGCUGCUAUGGCUUCCCUCUCAGAGAUGGAAAGAAGGGUGGUUAUGGCUGAAUCAAUGUUGGAAGCAACCUUGCAGUACCAAUCUGGUCAAAACAAAACACAACCAUCCCCACGAUCUGCACAGCAAGAUUCUUCCCACGGGCAAUCUAAUCAAGAUUCCCCACAAGAGAUACCAACAAGAAAAAUCAGCCUGCUAUCUAGAUGGCGGGACAGGAAUAAGGGGAAGCCGAGCUCAGAGGAGGCUGGUGAAGAUAAGCCCGUGAAUGAGGUUCAAAGUCCAAGUAAAGAACAGCAGGAGACGAAUGGCCAUCCUGUGGAAGAGAAAGCGUAAGAGUAAGAGUUGGUCCUUCGUCAAAUGAGAUAUCCUCGAAACUCAAAAUUGAUUCUCAGCAGUCUUCCCCUCGUUCCCCGCUUGCUAUAAAUCAAAAAUCAAUUUGUUUGUUCGUUCUAUAGUGGUGAGUAAUAGUUGGAGAGAGGAUACACAUAUAUAAUAUAUAAUAUAUGGCAUAGUAUAAAAUGGACAAAUGAAUAGGUACUGUUUGGUUACGCAAUUGUAUAAGCAUUGGUUUAAUUGUAAUUCUUUUUCCCAGAAUGUAUAAUUCUUGUUGGAUAGACGUGUAGAAUGAUGAAGUAAUAAUAUUUGGUGUUUACAAACUU